AUGGAAAAAACUACUAUCUAUUUGGCCGAUAUCUUGAAGGAUAUCAAGAAAACUUAUCCCAAAGACAAUCUUCAAAUUGUGAAGAAUGCCCUCAGAAUGGCUAAACUUUGGGACGAUGAUGAGAGACCUGGAAGGGUGGUUCCUGCCAAGAGGGCUCGCAGGGACGAACCCAGUUCUGAGGAGGACUCGGAAGAGGAACCUCUUCAGAACUGGGAUGAGGAGGAGUCCCACUCGGAGUUGGAGGAGGAGGAACCUCUUCGGAACGCAGAUGAGGAAGAGUCCGUCUCAGAGUUGGAGAGGGAAAUAAUCAAGGAGGAGGAAAAGGAGAAGAGGGGGAAAGAGUUGAAGGAGCAGAAGAAGAAAGAAAGGUUGGAGGACUUACGGAAGACGAUAAAUCUUCUUUCAAAUGAGUCUCAUCUUGUUAGAAUGCCUGCUCCCACCUUCCAGCUUGAAAGGAACUCUAAGCAAGAACACAUGGUCAGCUUCUUGGAGAAGUUGGAUGUAUACAAGCAGAAUGGCUUGUUGAUGGGCAAUUGGGGUAACGUAAUCCAAUACGCCUGCUACCACCAAUUGUUCCUCCUGUUUGAAAUGGCCAAGAUGCUCUACUGUCACUCGAAGUUGAAUGAGGCAAUGAUAGAUAAAAUAAAAAAUGAAAAUAAAAAUAAAAUAGAACUAACUUUUACAAUAGUGGGUCGUUUCGAUAAAGAAAAGAUUGCCAACUGGAAGAAUGUUGGGAAAAAUGACUCUAUUAGAGACUUUAGGGGACUAGAUUUUCACUAA
Molecule: messenger RNA, 780 nt
Organism: Mucor mucedo
Lineage: Eukaryota; Fungi; Mucoromycota; Mucoromycetes; Mucorales; Mucoraceae
Exons: 4
Coding region: 1-780 (259 amino acids)
Source: RefSeq, a predicted model, not a curated record